This is a messenger RNA of Leptopilina boulardi, 16695 nucleotides long. RefSeq names its product PHD finger protein rhinoceros (gene rno). NCBI's taxonomy places the organism in Eukaryota, Metazoa, Arthropoda, Insecta, Hymenoptera, Figitidae. The record is from RefSeq and is a predicted model, not a curated record. The transcript is spliced from 12 exons. The coding region runs from base 1207 to 10050 and encodes 2947 amino acids. Gene Ontology annotation, biological process: regulation of transcription by RNA polymerase II.
CGUGAUAUUUUAAUGUUUUUAUAAAUUAUUUAUUAUAGAAAUUAAACUUUUAAAAAGUUUUUAGUUAUCUAGGAACAUUUAGUUGUUUAGUUGGGGAUUUGUUGUGUGGGGGGCUUGUUGAAAGGCGAAUGCCCAGCGAAGAUCUUCAUUUUUCAGGCACUAUGGCGCCAAAUAUCAGUAUCUGCUUUUAUGUAAAUAUAUUAUCGAUUUGGAAUGUUUGGAAAUCAAAAAACGCGCUCACGUUAUACGGUCGUGGGUGUAAUUAAUUGAAUGACAGCCAGGAAUCGUUGGAACGCUAUAGAGUGAGUACUGCUGAGAUCUACUAAUGAGGACAUGUUGGUUAUCCUGUGACAGAUACGCACUUUGCGGAAUAAAAGAAUUUGCAUUUCCUGCAUCCCGGCACAGUUUCGCGUGCACUUUUCUGUGAAAUCACGUGUGUAAUCGGUCGCGCGCGCGAAAAUCUAUUUCUCUAAUAGAUCAAUAAUAAGGUAUUUUAAUGGAGGAUGAUUUCCGUCUGUGUGUGAUUUUUGUGUGUGCGAUGGUGCUGCUAUCUCGAUUGUCAAUGUUGUCGAACAUCAGGAGCAGCAGCGCAGCGUAAUGGCAUUUUCUCCCGUACGAACCCAGUUUUCCUACAAUUUUCGACUCUUGUUCGCGUCAGUGUUUAUUCGAUAAAUAAUAAUUGUAUUGUGAUUUUUAUUAGUCGUGUGCUAAUCAAGUGAAAUUAUAAAGCCCCAGAAAAAAACGUAUACUAUGGCACCCACUCAAUGUUUACAUGUUCUCUGAGGAUGGGAGCAACCUUACACAAUUUUUCCCGUGCUCACGAUUCCUUGACAAUUCAAUCAUGUUCACAUGUUAAAAAUUUAUUCAAUAUUCAUUAUAACGACGAUUCGUGUUAUUGUGUUUAGUCGCGAAUCUCUGUUUUUUAUAACCUCUACCCCUUCCUUUGCCACUUAAGACACACACACGACCAGCAAAGUGCAAUUUGUCUUCGGAUCACUUCCAGGAUCACAUUUUCACCGGCUACUUAUCAUCCUCUGCAUGGACUCAGAUGACGCACGCACGUGAAUUUCAUCCAAUGGUGAUUCUUCUACCCUAUGGGUUCCGAAGGAUUUUUGUGUUCCAGAUAAUAAAUAUCUAGACAGCUAUGUAGAUGCGCACGGCUCUUUUGCAUGUGCCGCAUACCAUUAGCUCAAUUGGUAUAGUAGAAUGGCACAACGAGGUAAGAGAAUUAAUAGAAACGAUAAUGACUCGGCUUCUGGCCCGGGUGCGGUUAAGAGAAGAAAAUGCAGAUUGGGUCCAGCAGUUGUGGGCGCAACGCUAUCGGCAAGCGCCCUUGGCCCAUCCGAAGAAGAAGAAACGAUGGCAUCGUCCAGUCAAGGGGGAGCAUCCUGGACCCCCCGACCUCUCAGUGAUAUUAAAAUAUCAAGUAUAUAUAAUCGUUCAGCAGCUGAGGCACCAGCGGAAUUAUUUCGCAAGGAUUUGAUAAGUGCGAUGAAAUUACCCGACAGUGAACCAUUAAGUUCAAAUGAAUAUUGGGUUAUAACUGAUCAAUGGAAACAAGAAUGGGAAAGAGGUGUACAGGUACCCGUUAAUCCAGAUUCACUUCCUGAACCCGUGGUCACUGUUAAUCAAACCUCUGUUUCUUCAUCUACAAACAAAUCCAUUGGCGAAUUUAAAUUGCCAAAAAAGUUUAUAAGAAUAUCUCGGGAUGAUUAUUUCAGUACCGAGGAACAUCAUUUGAGUAACACACCUGCACGAGCGGAAAAAGCUUGUGCUUAUGAUCUCGAUGAUAUUGAUAUUGCUUGGCUCGAUGUUUUAAAUGGAGAAAGAGCACUGGCUGGUCAACCUCCAGUUACUGAAGCACAACUCGAGAGAGUAAUAGAGGAACUUGAAAUUCGAUGUUGGGAGAGGAUACAAACGAUAGUCAAAAAUGAAGAAGGUCUUGGCAUUGAAUUUGAUGAGAAUGUCAUUUGCGAUGUUUGUAGAUCGCCCGAUUCCGAGGAGGGAAAUGAAAUGGUUUUUUGCGAUUUUUGUAAUAUUUGCGUACAUCAGGCAUGUUAUGGAAUCACUUCAAUUCCUGAUGGUUCCUGGUUAUGCAGAACAUGUUCCUUGGGACAACGUCCCGAAUGUGUUUUAUGUCCAAACAAGGGCGGUGCAAUGAAAUGUACGCGAACUGGCCAAAAAUGGGCUCACGUUUCCUGUGCACUUUGGAUUCCAGAAGUUAGCAUUGGCUGCGUUGAAAGAAUGGAGCCAAUUACAAAAAUAUCUAGUAUUCCGCCAAGUCGAUGGGGUCUCGUUUGUGUAUUGUGUCGCGAACGCGUUGGCGCCUGUAUUCAAUGUAGUAUAAAAACGUGCAAAACUGCGUAUCACGUAACUUGUGCUUUUAAGCAUGGUCUUGAAAUGAAAGCCAUCAUCGAAGACGAAAUGGCAGAUGAUGGUGUCAAAUUAAGAUCGUACUGUCAAAAACACAGCAGAACGAAUACGAAAGACAAAGUUGGCGUCGGAGGAGGAGGUGGUGGUGGUGGUGGAGGAGGCGGUGGCGGAGGCGUUGGAAACAGUAGCACAAAGGGCAAUUCCGAUUCUGAAGAUGGUGAAUCCAGGAAACGAAAACGCAAGGACAUGACAUCUGAAGAGAAAAAUCAAGCCCGCGCGGCCAAACUACAAGAAAUUGAAGCCGAAUUCGAUAAGCAUGUUAGUUUAAAAGAUGUGACAUCGCAACAAUUGGAUGUGGAUCAAGAUACAGUUAUCUACAUUUACAAUUAUUGGAAAUUAAAAAGAAGAGCUGGCAAUAAUAAACCACUAUUGGCAUUACGUUGCGGUGAACUCUCGGGUGCGGGUACACGAGCUCAAGGUCAAGCUGCAGACAUAGAAAAAAUGAAAACAUUUGUACAGCUGCGACAAGAUCUUGAACGUGUGAGAAAUUUAUGUUACAUGGUUAGUAGACGUGAAAAAUUAUGGCGAUCAAUGUUAAAAUUACGUGAACAAACUUUCCAUAAACAAAAAACAAUAAUGGAAGGUCCAACAUUACCACCAACGACAGUUGAUGCAGUUUUAUCAGCAAAUCACGGUCCUUCCAUUUAUGAUCGUCUUUAUUCACAUUCAGAUGUUGAAAAUUAUCCACGAAAUAUUGAAUCACUUUUAUUAAGGAUAUCGGGUGGUGAAUCACCACCUACGCCUACAUCAAGUGAAGAAAAGAAACCACAGCCCGAUUUUAAUGGUGCAUCAAAUAAGAAACUUUAUUUUAAUGGCACUGUGAGAAGACCAAAUAUUUACAGUGAUAUGUCAUCGAUGAGCAGUAGUGAAACUGACAUAAAACCAUCAAUAAAAUCACCAUCAAAAUCACCAGGAAAAUCACCGGCAAAAUCAACAACAACAACAUCAACAACACCAACAACAAAAACGACAAAUAAAUCAAAACCAUUGAAAUUGAAACAGGAAACUGACUCGAGUACAGAGGAGGAAGCUGUUGCAUCAACAAAGUCAAAAGCAGUUAGGAGAAAGGUAAAGAAACCCGGUGCUCCUGAUCGACCACGAAAAUCAAUUCGUGAUAAAACAACAACAAGAUCACGUACAUUACAACAUAUGGAACGUGAACUUAACAGUGCAUCAGAAAGUGAUAGUGAUGAAUUGGUUCUUCUUAGUAACACAAAUUCAGCCACGAGACUUGGUCCAACAUCAGCAGCUGCAAUUUAUUCUGAUACUGAUUCAAAUUCACAGGAACCAACUUCGCAUUCCAAUGUUCUCAUUACAAAAGCAGCUGUCAAAGAAUUUUCAGCUGCCGAUCUCUCUAAGAAUUCACAACAAAAAUCAUUAGCUGGCAAAGAAACACGACAAGAACAAGACGAUGAUGGACUGAAAAAUAAAGAGAAUCAAAAGACUGCCAAGAAAAAGGAGUGUUUACCAUCGGCGCUCAUUGUACCACAGCGACAAGCCGCUAAGAAAGCAUCAGAAAUAAUGCAACGUUCACAAAAUAAAAAGGAAACAUUACCCGAAAAUCCUGAGGCAAUAAAAUCACCACCCGAGGAAAAAACACCGAAACAAAUCAAAGAAAAGAAAGAACCCAUUAAAAAACAAAAAGAAAUCAAAACUGGCAAGGAUGUGAAAAACAAUGAUAUUUAUGAUUUUGAUAAAGAAUUUGGUGAUGGUUCUGAGAUACUUGCCUAUGUUCCUCAACGUCAAGCGGCAAAGAAAGCAGCCGAACAUAUCAAAAGUGGAAUGGGAUCAAAAGCACCACAACCCGAGAAUGAAACACCAGAAAUUAAGGCAAAGAAAGAAUCACCUGAAAUUAAGAAAAAGGAAAUCAAAAAAGAUGAAAAGGAAAUUGUUAUUUCUCCAAAGAAAGAGGAAUCACCGAAAAAACCGAAAAAGAUUGUACAAGAAAGUAAAGCGCUCUCGGUACACUCGAGUAAUAGUAACAGCGAGAGUAGCACGAGUAGCAGUUGUAGCAGUUCUUCCGAGAGUAGCAGCGAUUCCGAUGAUGAUUCAUCAAAGGAUCAAGCAGCAUCAACGAGUACAUCGUCUGAAAGUGAUUCUGGCCAACAACAACAACAAAAAGGCAAAUCCCCAGUGAAACGACCAACAAAUAAAUCUCUUGAUUCCUCUGAUGCUGAUAAGAAGGCAGCACAGUUAGUGGGGCGGAAACUCAAAAAGCUGCCCGAUAAGAAGCUUAAAACUUCCGACGGGCGGCGUGGAACCGAGUUUCAGCCGCCGCCUACUGAGAGAGAGGAAUCAAGCAGAGCCACGUUGUUCAAAGAGCAAUUUGCCAAAAAGCAAAACGAACAAAGAGACAUCAUCAAAAAGCCCUUUCUUGUAUCCGAACAGCAACAACAACAACAGCACCACCACCAACAACACGAAGAACAACAUCAGCCUUCUUCAACAUCAUCAUCUAACCAAAGUUUGCACAGUCGGUCUCGAGAUAAUGAUGGGCCAAGAAAUCUAUCUGGGGGCAAAUCUACAAAAAAGCCAACACCACCCAUCAAACAAUCCCAACAAAUCCCAACUCCAAGGAACAAAGAGGAAAGCCCAAGUAGAGACAAAGCCAAAUUUGAAGCACGAAAGCGAAAAUCAAGUGAAAAUACCCAAAAAGAGGAGAAGAAUAUCAAAGAGACGAUUGUGGUCAAGAAACCUGAAAAGAGGUUGAACGAAAAACAUCAAAAGAAACCCGAGGAUGAUAAAGAAAAAUCACGUCUCGAUAAGGAGAAACGUACCGAGAAGGAUAAACCAAUAAAAACCGAUAAGGAGAAAAUAGUAAAAAUCGAUAAGGAAAAGAUUCGUGAAAAGGAAAAAGCCGAUAUUAGAAAAAUUGAUCGCGAUAUCCUCGAAAGAGAAAAGAGUCUUGAGAGGGAGAAAUCAAAAGAGGAGGAAAAAUCCAAGGAGAAUUUGAAAGAGAAAGAAAAAUUGAAGGAAAAAGAAAAGCUGAAAGAAAAAUCCAAGGAAAAGGAAAGAGAAAAAGAAAGAGAGAAGGAAAAAGAAAAGGAAAGAGAAAGAGAAAAAGAGAAGGAAAAGGAAAAAGAAAAAGAAACGGAAAGAGAAAAAGAAAAGGAGAAACAACUCAAGGAAAAAUCUGAUUUAGAAUCACCAAAAUCGACUAAAAUCGAUACAACACAAAUUGACGAUAGAAAAAAGAAAUUCGCCACAAAAAAUGCAAUAAAUAUUCUCGAGGAAGAAAUUAAACAAAGAAAAGCUGAGCGUGAUAGUCCGAAAAAAUCAUCCAAAGGUUUGGAAAAACUUCUUGAAAAACGUGAACAUCUUGAUAUGUUAUCAAGAACAAGGGACAAUACAACAAAACAUAAAACACUUCAAGAAAGUUUAGAUAAACUUCAUGAGAAACAUGAACAACUUGAAGUAAUGUCGAAAAAUAAAGAAGCAGCAAAACAAAAAGAAGAGAAGCAAAAAUCAAAAUUAAUUUCCGAUAAUGAUAAUGAUGAUCGUAAGAAUAAUGUAAGAAAAACAAGUGCAGUGUUUAAUAAAGUACAAGAGGAACAAGAACAAGAACAAAAUAAAUCAGAUGAUUUGGAAAAUAGAUCAAGAGAUGGAAGAAUAUCUGAAGUGAUUAAUAUUCAAGAGAACGAACAUCGUCAAAAAGAAGAUGCAAAAGAAAUACCACCACCUGAAAAUCUCUUUUCAAAAUCACAUGAAAAAUAUAUUGUUAAUGAAAUUAUUGAAAAAGAAACAUUAAAACGAAGAAGAUCAAUACAACGAUCAAUAUUUUCACCACAACAUGGAAGUAAAGAUCCAAGUGUCUCGGAAUUAUUUGAUUUUGAUCAAGAUCUCUUAACUGACGAUAUGGUUAAUGACGAUGGUUUUGGAAUACAUCGUGAUGUUGAAGAACGUUCAGCGCCACUUUCAUUCUCAUUUCCCAAUGAACUCUGGUUUAAAGAAGAUUCCAAAGAGGACAGUGCUCGCGAAACAUUACAUCUUGUUGAGAAAUUACGUAUGGAACUUAAUAAAAAAUCAAAUACCAAUCAAUCGGAAGUUGAACCACCAUCGUCGGCUGAUGAUAAUCUCAAAAAAGAAGAAAGUACAAAGAAUCAUCAUCAUCACCAUCAUCAUGAAUCAGUGAAAGAGACAAAAAUACCCGAAGAAACAUACGAAAUAAAAACAAAUGAUAUCAGUCAAAGAAGUGAAGAUCUCAGUUAUAAGAAUCAUAAUUUUGAAAAUAAACAAAAAUGCUAUACAAAUGCCGAGCAAACUUAUGAUCCAUAUAGCAAUGAAACAAUGGAAAGUGGAAAGGUGACUGUAGCUGAACGAUCAAAAUUAGACAGAGCCGAGGCAGAUGAACGAUGGGUACCACCAAGUAUGGAAGGUUUCAAUCCCAAUGAUGUUCAACAUAUGAACGCAUUAAUGGAAAGUCAAAAUCAUCGUUACCAAUUUCAAAAUGAUAUUGCCGCAGUAAUGUCUGAAACAAAUGCCGAAGCAUUAGUUCAUUCACAAUUAAAUAUGAAUAUUCAGGAACAAUAUCAACUUCUCCAGCAAACACAAGCUUUGGUUAGAAGUCAACAACAUUUGGAAUCACACAAUGAUUCACGUAUGCCAAUGAUGGAGCAACCAAUAAAUCAAAUUGUCGACGACAUAACACCAAUGGAAAUGGUCAAUAGGCAUUUAAUAAAUCUCCCCAAUGUUGGUGAUCAAGGAAACGAAAUGGAUCACAGUCUCGAGAAAGAGGAUCUCGAUCCUAGGCAAGAUUACACACAAAAUGGUUCACCCUAUAAUGACAUCACUGUCACAAGACAGGACACACGAUGGGCUGAGAGUCAAGUGUUACCCUCACGAAGGUCGACAUCUUCCUCAAUAACUUCCGCAUCGUCGGCCGAGGAACAUUCCUCAAUUCCACCGUACAAAAAUGUACCACCAAUGUCAUUCCCACCAUGUAACAUUGACGCUGGACCCUAUCAUUCUUAUUCCGAGUCUGGAACAUCGUAUCCCGGUGCUGUAUCAUUAUUCCCACCGCAAACAUGCCAAGGACCAAUUCCAUAUCCAUCACCAGGUGAGUUUUGCUUCUCAGGAAUGUUUCCUCCACCGUUUGGAGCGCCAUUUCCAACUGCUCCAGCAUUACUUCCACAUGUACCAAAACCAUUGGAAGACUCGCUUAAUCUUCAGGCAUCACCAUGUACGGCAGCAUUUACAUCAUCGUCGCACAAUAUGGCAUUAACUGCAGCAAUGGUAUCACCAACGAAAAUAUCAACACCACCACCACCUUCACAUCCCCUUCAAGUGCCAACAUCUGAACUCGAACCACAAGUUAAUUCGCCAGCGAUGCCAAUUUCCUUCCUCAAUAACGUAUCCGAAUCUCGUGUACCAAACGUUCACGUUCACGAUACUCACAUCACCGAAUCUCAUCCACAAGAACCCCUUGUACCCGAAUCACAAAUUCCCGAACAAAUAUCCGAACCACAAUUACCCGAAUCGAAUCGUAUACCUGAGGGUGAAAUUCCCGAAUUGGAAUCAAAACUCGGCAAAAAAUCACCAUCAAAACCAACGAGAACAUCAGCUCGUGUCACAUCGUUGCAAGCAAAAUCACCUGGUAAAUCACCAAGGCAGGAAAUUAAACCACAACCAAGUUCACGAAAUCGUGGUCGCAGUGGGAAAAAUAAUCAAAAUAGUUAUCGAGGUCGUGGACGAGGACGUGGUAGAGGACGCGGUAGAAAUAAUCACACCACUCUGGCCGCAUUGUCCCAUCAUCAUAGUGACGAUGGAAUACAAAACAAACUCGUUGGCACUGUUUACGAUUUCGAUUCCGAUGAGGAUUCAACAAACGAAACAAAUAUCGCCGAUCUACGUACAAUGAGAGAAAGAAAAAAAUCCACCGAAGUUAGCGAAAAACGUGAUUCAAUCAGCGAUGGCAUACAAUCACGCCUCUCGAGUCCAAAUGUUAAAAAUGAUAAAGUACUCACACCACCGCAUAGCGAUUCAACAAUUCAAGAAACUGAAAACACGGGACAAACAUUUACAAACGCUGUUUUACCCGUUAUGCCCGGUCCCGUUGAUAUGCGAACAUAUUCAACAUUCGAUGGUCAAAGUUCAUCGUCAUCAAUUCAUGUACAAUCAUACACAAAUCAUUUACUUGGUUCAUUUCACGCUGCCGAUCAUUCAUCAAUUGCCGAUAUUGAGGAUCUUGACAAGAGUCUUAAUUCAUCAAUGAUACAGGAACAAAUAACAAAUGAAUUUAGCAUAAAAUCAAAUAUUAAUAAUCCAAUUGUUAUUACAUCGCCAAACGCUGGCGAUAAUGUUAAUAAAGUUUCAUUGACCGAUUCACGUAAUCAAUUGAAAGUGAAAAUAAAAGGACCAUUCUUGGAUGCUAAUUAUGUGCCAACUGCAACUGUACCACCAUUGGCACAACAAGCACCGGUUAUUAUUCCACCAACAUCAACAAGUGCGUCCGUUGCUUCUGGUACGUCAAAUUUGAGACGAAUGCGGAAAAAAGAACUUCUCAGGCAAUAUUGCUCGCAGGAUAUGAAUAUGGACGAUCAGAGAAAUGUGACAUCAGCACCAAUAGCAGUACCACCGGUGAGUCGUACCGGCAUUACAAUUCCAAAAGCCGUGACAUCAAUGACGAGUAUACCAACAAGAGAGGAUUACAAAGCGGUUGUCGAUGCGAAUAUGGAGAAGAAACGUCGAAAAGAACGUAGUGGUUUUCUUGAUCCACCAAUUGACGAUGAGGAAAGACGUCGUAGUUUUAUGGUAUCUGGGGGUGCAGUUGAUCGUCGUCGUGGCCGACAAACACGUCCAUCAACAGCAUUCAAUAGUGGACCACCAAAAUUAAAAAUAAAAAUCGGCAACAGCAUAAUUGGUCCCGAUCCAACAAAUUUACAACAAGACGACAAUCGAAUUCGUCCUCCAAAGAAACGUCUCAGUAACAUUCCCAGUAAACCAAGUAUGGAGGAUUUAAAACGUGAAAGCAUGAAAUAUCGACGUUUAGUGAUGGCCGAUUUUCACAGUGAAGAACAGCCAAAGGUGAAAAGUAAAAAGGACAAAAAUGGCAAACGAAAGAAACGACAAAAUAAAAAAGAUUGUCGCGUUCAAUUGCUUGAGGAUAGUGGUGUUGCGCCGCCAAAACUUAUUAUUCGUCUUGGUAAAAGUAAUAAAACAAUAAACGAUGAACAAGAAACAAAAACUGAAGAAAGUAGUUGCAAUGAUAAUACAAGAGUUGAACCACCACCAACGUCAUCGCAAUCAGCUGAACCAAACAAAGAAGAGACAAUUUAUCCCCCUGAUAUUGAAAUUAAUGAAAAACAACCCACAGAUCCAGAUGCUGGUUCAACUACAAUAGGUAAUGUACGUUCAGCAAAAGUGACACCCAUUAGAUUAAAAUUGACACGAUGUCAAGAGGGCUACGAAUUAAAAUCGCCCGCGGCGAGCAGUGCCAAUAAAGAAACAAAAGACGAUCAUCACAAGGAACCUGGUACAUCAUUGGAUAUCACCGAAUCAAAAUCGGAGAUAAUGGAGAAAUCUUCCAAAGAGGAUAUCCCUCUAUUAACGGAAAAUGUCACUCACAAUACUUCAGGCUGUCCACCUGCACCGCUCCCGCAAGGAUGCCAAGUUAGGUGAUAAUUAAUGAUACUUGUAUAAAUAUAGUAAUUAACGGUUCUUAUUAGGAAAUAUUAUUAUUAUUAUCAUAAUAAAUAUAUAUAUAUUUAUAUAUAUAUGUGUAUAAAUAUAUACAUAUAUUAUAAUAGAGACGUAUAUAAUUAUACAUAUAUAUGUGUAUCUCUUUGUACGUGGAUAAUCCACCUACAACCGUGUAAUAUAAUUCAGUGUUGAGACAGAGACUCGCUAGAAAAAAAAGGAAACGCAUUAAGUGUGUAAUAUAAAUUAUUAAAAAAAAAAAAAAACUGUAUAUGUAAAUGAUCUGAGGGUGAAGUGAAUUGUCACAAAGUGCCCAAAAAUUCACCGUUAUUCAUUCACGCAUUUCUCUCGUGGUGUAUCGUAUAUUGGUGAAUCGUAAGGUGUCUUUCGUUAACGGUACAAUCCUUCGUCGCAGAUCUUUAGUUUUAAACUGUUCUGUUCUGUUCCGUUGUUUUUUUUCUUUUUUUUUUUGUCUAUUACUGGUGGUACUUUGCAUUGGUUUUUCUUUAAUAAUGGCACUUUUUACAGUAAACAAUUUCCCCAUUUUUUAAAGCGGUUCAAUUAAUCUCAAAAUACAAUUCUAAAUCAUAAAUUGCAAAAAAAAAAAUACAAAAUUCUUUGUAGCAUGCAAUAAUUAAUAUUAAUUUAAUAAUAAUUAAUUUUCAAUUAGGAUAUAAGGAUUAUUUGUAACACAGUUGAAAAUUGAUAAAAAAAAUUUUAAAAAGUAGUUUUUUAUUAAGUCCAGCAGAAAAUUAAUUUUUUUUUUUUUUGAAUAAUUUCACUUAAAUAGAAUUGUAAAAAAUAAAUUUUAAAUCUAACGAUUUUCAACAUUGUUACAAAAUAUUAAAAUACUUUAUUGAAAUCUUAUUUUCAUUUAUGAACAAUUUUCGAUACUUUUUAUAUUUAAAAAAUUGAUUUUUUAAACUUUUUCUUUUUUAUAGUCAAUUUUUUCGUGUAAUGCAAUUAAAAUGAAAUUGCUUUAGUUUAAAAAGAAAAUUUAUUUAUUGUUAAAUAUAAAAUUGUCCUAUAUUAAAUUUUUAUGUAUAAAUUACAUAUACUGAAAGCUUUUAAUUUUUUUUUUUUUUUUUUAAUUGUGAUUUUUAUUUAUUACGAAUUUGACAACUUAUUGUUUUUUUUUAUAUUAAUUUAUCAGUCGGUUUUUUUAAAUAUUUAUUUUACAUCUAAAAUGUAAAUUUUAAUUAUUUUUUUUCUAAAUCAAAAAAAAAUUGUUAAAUUGUAUAAAUACUCAAUAUAUAGUAGAAUAAAACUAAAAAAAAAAAUUUCGUUGAUAAAAAAAUAUUGAAAAUAUAUUUAAAGAAAGCAAAAAAGGCAUUUUAUAAAUAAAUUUUUUUCCUACAUGAAAAUGAUUUCAAAUAGCUAAUUGAAAAAUAAAAACUUUUUAGAAUUGAAUAUCUUUUUUACAAAAAAAAAAAAAAAAACAAUUAUGCAAAGUCUACCGAAAUAUUAUUUUAUUUCUACAUUUUUACAAAACUUUUUCAAAUAAAAAAAAAAAGUAUCCACGCCGAAAGGUAUUAUAUGUCAAUUCCAGUGCAAAGAACUCGUUUAUAUAACUAUUAAGAGGAAAAAAAAAAAAGAAAAUAAUAAUCAUUUAUAGAAAUCCAUUAUUGUGUACUGUACAGAAUACUCUUCGAAUAACUAGUACAAUUUUUGAUAAACUCAUGAAAAUAUAAAAAAAUAAAAAACUGCGACAAGUGAAGAGUUAACGUUUGAAAGCUGCUCAAGUUGCGAUGGAUACCUUAGCAGGCGCCAUAUAGACUUGAAAUUAAUCUGUACAAAAAGGAAAAGAAAUAAUAAUUAAAAAAAAAGAAUCAAGUUAGAAAAUAAGCGAUUUUAAAACGCUAAACCUAACAAAAAAAAAUAACUAAUGAAUAUAUUUCUAAAGAUUAUUAAUAAUCGAAAGAUAUUGUCAAGAAAAGAAUCGGAAAGAGAAUUUUAAUCAAUUUUUGGCUAUUAUUUUUCUCUCUGAUUUUUUCCAAAAAAAAAAAACAAAAAAUAAAUAACACGAUUUCAGCCCUGUUUUUUUAAUAAUUGAAAAAGUUUAAGGGAGAAAUAAUGAAAGAAAAAAAAAUUUGCAAUAUUAAGGACUGAAUUGGUUUAAGACGUUAAAUACUUUAUCGAUCUAAUGAGUAUUAUAAUUAUUAUUAGUAUACGAAAUCGGGGCUGAAAUCGAAAAAAGUUCCCGGUUGUAGGAUUGAGAAGGAAAUUUUGUAUAUAAGUGUUUUUUUUUGACAAAAAUAUUUUUUUCAACGAUAAAUCAUACGUCCACUCAUUGCGACAAUUCUGUCGAGUCAUUAAAUUAAGUUUGACAUUUUAUAUCUUUUUUUUUUAACAUAAAGUUGCAGCUAUUGUUUAGAAAUGUUUGAUCCAUUGAUGAAUUUUCAAUUAUGGGAAGAAAACAAUUUUUUUUUUUUAAAGUAAAGAAAUAUUACUUUCAAAUAAAAUUUUUACACAAAUCCAAUGGAUUAAACAUUUUUAAUUUAUUAGAGAAGAUAUAGAUUUUAUUAUAAAUAUUAGUUACGUAAUGUCACUUUUUUUUUUUUUUAAAGAAAAAAAAACAAAAGAAUUUCCUUCGCGACCUCUUGCUCUCGAUUUUCUGAGUAGGCAUUGUAUAUUUAUUUAUGAUACGAGAUAUUAUUUAUUGUGAGAAGAUAAAAUUUUUUAUUGAUUGCUUCGAAAAAGGAAAAGGUGGAGAGAUUAUGAAAAUAAUAGAGAAAAAAAAACGCGAAAGGCUUGUAAUCGACAAAAUAUUGAUUACAAAAUUUUUUAAUACUCAAAAAAAAAAAAAAAAAAGGUUUGUGCCAUUUUGUACCAGUGUUAUUGUGAAUUACGGGUCAGGGGACAAAAAAAAAAACCUUUCUUUUUCGCGGUGACCAAUAUUUCGGAAAAAAAUUUUUUUAUAAUCAAUUAGCGUGAGACAAAAAGUCAUGAAGUUUAUAUACACACAAUUCUCGGAAUGAUACUUUGCAAGAUAAAAAAAAAAAAUGAGAUGUUGCUCAGGUCGUUUAGUCUCUAAAAAUAAUAAUUAUAAUAAAUAUUAAUAAAUAAUAAAUAUUAAUAAUAAUAUUAAUAAUAAUAAAUAUAAUAGUAAUAAUAAUAAUUAUAAUAAUAAUAAUAUAGAGUGUAAUAUACGCAGUGCGAUUGCGAUUUUUUUUCCCAAAUUAAAAAAAAAAAAGAAAAAGGGGGAACAACGUCGAAUCAAAAGUUUCCAGGUCCCGAAUUGUAGUGCCUAGACAUUCAAUGAAAGUUAAAUUAUACUCUAAAAAAAAAGAAAAAAAAAUUGGGAAAACCUAAUUCUGAUUCGGCUAUUUAAGGUAGUUUACCUGUUACAAUCUCUGACAAAUGUUUAGAACAAUUUUUGAGAAAAUAUUAAUUUUCCAUUUGUACACUCUUUUUUUUUUUUUUUUUUUGUUUUAAAUUGUUUUCCAAAAAUUUUUUUAGUAUUUAUUUUUGUAUUAUAAUUAUUUUAAUAUUUUAGAAUUUUUUUUGAAAUAAAAUUAAAUCAUUUGUAAUUAAAAUUAUUUUUCUAUAUAAUUUAAUUUUUUUGUGAGAUAUUGUCACAGUUGAAUUGUCUUAAUUUAUUGUUUCUUCGACGUUUUUAAAAAAAAGAAACGAUAAGAAGGAGCAUCUAUUUAUUAUUGUAAAACUUCAUCACCUUAUGUCUCACGGAUAAAAAAAAAAAAAAAAUUUUUUUUUGGUCUCGAGCGAAAUAAGUUGAAAAAAAAGAACUAUAGGUUGAAUAUGUUGUAUAUAAUCUUAAUUUGUUGAAUAUUUCUUCGCUAGGCGAAUUUGUAAUUUGAUGUACGAAGUUUAUAAUUAUGUAAAGGCUGUGUAACCAUAUACGGUCUUAUCUUCCACGCACUUUUUUGUUACACUCGAAAUAAUUAUUGUUAAACCAAGCAAUUUUUUGAAAGGUAAACGAUACUUCUUCCACUGAGCUUAUUUUUCUAAAUAGAAUUCUUUUUUUUUGUUUUUUUGUUAGCGAAAUCAAUUUUCAUCCCAUCCAAUAACUUCAUUUCGCCAAAGGGUUUUUUUUUAAACUGAGUGUAAAAUAGAUUUCUUAUAAUUUACUGCUGUAAAAAAAAGAGAAUAUUUCUAUAGUUGAAACGUAUAUUAUAUUAUAAUUUGAUUAAUCGCAUAUUGUGGCUGUGCACAGUCUUUAAAAUAAUUUGUUCUUUUUUUUAAUUUUUAAAUAUGAAAAUGUCUUUUUUUUAUGUAUAUGUAUACUAAUUUUAAGAAACGUGGAAAAUGUUUUUUUUUUGUAAUAUUAUUUGUGAAAUAUUUAUCUGUCUUUUUCUGUAAUGUGUGUUUGUAAAUAAUUUGAAAAAAGUUAUACUUUUUUUUUUUAGGAACUUUUUUUUGUAUUUUAAAGACUGUUCAGCAUGCUUGAAUAUUCUUCCAUAUAUAUGUAAAAUAAGCAGAGUUUACAAAUGUUAUUUCAAAACUAAUGGAACUUUUAUUAUUUUUUUUUUUUUUUUAUAUUUCUUAGGGACACUUACACAGCUCUUGAGGGGAAAAAAAAAUCCUCACUUUCUCUCUCUCUCUCUACAUAUAUCUUUCUCUUUUCUUCGUAUAAGACAACAAAUUAUUUUUGUUUAUAACUUGACGAAUGUUUAUUUUAUUUUUUUAUUAAAAAAAAGAAACUUGUGUAUAAAGAAAAAGUCAAGAAACCAUGUAAAUUUGGUGUCAAACACGAACAAGUUGGUAGCUAAUGUCACUGUUUUUUUUUUUUUCCAUGAUCUUUACUUUAUAGUUUAAUAAUAAACGGAUUUUAAACAUAAACAAAAAAAAAGAAAAAUGGAAAAACUGCAAUUGAUAAGGAAUUUUCAAAAACCCAUAUUUCAUACCUUACAAUGUACUUGUAUAUUAUUAUAAACUAUUAUUGUCAGUGAUAAGAGGAAAAAAAAAUGUUUUAAGAGCCUAUAUUGUACAGAACUCGAGUAACACAAAUUUGUUUAAUUUUUAAUUGUUUCUUACGAUUAACGAUACCGCUAAUAAAAAAAAAUAACUAUGAAAAUUCAUAGUUAUGAUAAUAAAUUUAAUAUUAUAUAAAUACAUAGUUUUAUUAUAUAAUGCAAAUGAAUAAUAUGAUUUUUAGUUAUUGUAAAUAGUGUACAAGAGCUGGUCUUGUAAGAUAAGGUGUUUUAAUGUGCACAUAGCCGCGUCAUUGUCAAUAAUCAUAUUAUUACGAUUAAUAAUAAUUACAAUUUUUUAGAUCCUGUCUUUCAUUUCUGCUUCCCUUUAUAUCUAAUUAUAAAAAAAAAAAUUAAUUUUUCAAAAGAAAAUAACUAAAAAGAAAAAUAUGAAAGAAAUUUUGGGAUUAGAAUUGGAAAAAAAAGAAGUAAACAAAUUCAGUUACAAUGUUCCUUUGUUAAUAAUUAUAAAUAUAAUUUCUUUAUAGUGUAUAAUACAGAAAAAUGUUUGUUUGAUCGUCGGUGGUCAGGAGAGAUGUAAUAAGUCUUAAUCGAUAUCGAUUAUUAUCCACAAGAAGGAUUUUUCUCCAUCCGUAUUUUUUUUCACGUUUUUCGAAACAAUAAUAACAUUUAAAAUUUACAAAGUCAUUCUUACAAAUAAGCAAUUAUAAAGAAAAGAGAGCAGUUAAGAAAUGAAUUUACAUUUUUUAUAAUUCAAAAUCUUUUAAUAUUAACACACAAAAAAUUUGUUUUUUUCUUGGCGUAGAAAAAUUAUAAUUUUCAACUUUAAUUUUUCUUUUCUAAAUAUAAAUAAUUUAUCACUUGGUAAAAUUAAAUAAUAAAUUAAUUGAAUUUUUUUUUUUUUUUAAUAUAAACUAAAGCUCUCAUUUCUUGUUAAAGCAAUUAUUAAAUCCGUUGAAUUAAUCUCGGAAUUUUACACAACAGAUCCAAUAAAUAAUUUGUUAUUUAAAUAAUAAUAAUAAUAAUUCAAAGAUGCAAGGAAUUGUAAUUUUUUUAGUGUCACAAAUGACACUUGAAGUUUUAGAAAAGUUUUUUUUUGGUAGUGUAAAAGAGAAACAUUAAAAGUUUUUUUUUUAAAAAAUCUUUUUGAAAAGUGUUUUUCUUUAGUAUAUAUAGAAUAUUGUCGACAAAAGCCGCAAUUUUUAUAUUAUAAAAGCAGUACAAUAAAAAAAAAAAAAAAAAAGAAAGUGCAGUGAAAUAGAAAAAAAGCGAUUUAAAAUUCAAAAAAUAAUUUAAUUUUUAUUACCUGUUGUCCAAUUGUUUAAAAAAAAACAUAAAUAUUGUAUAAUUCACAAAUUACGGAGUCGAUAAUCUUUUUUUCGGUCACAGGUUUUUUUUUUUUUUUUUAAUGGUUAAGAGCGGAGUCCUUAAAUGUAUGUUAUAUACAGAAUUUAUCUUCAGUUUCCUCCAAUUUUUUUUUCACAGUCAAUUCUUGACAAAUAUCCAAGUAGAAAGAGAUGUUUGGUACACUACAAGGAAAAACAUCGACCAAUAUAAUAGGAAAAGUUAAAAGUUAGAAAAUAAGUCUCUCUCUUAAAACUGAUAAUUCUUCGAAGGGACAUUUAAUAUUAUUUUCUCGACACUCUAUUAUGUAGGAGAUUUAUUUUCCUUUUUUUUUUGUUUUGUAGAAAGACUGAAUUUUUUUUUUUUUUUUUUUUUUUUUUUUUUUUUUUUU